GGGACCGGAGGGCGGAGACAUGGGGGAAAUCGCGAGCGUGAAACCGGAAGGGAUGCCUUAAAGGAAAGGGCGCUACUUCACCUCCGACUUUUAUCGGCCUGGCCGGCUUCGCUCUCUUAAGGGGCAAGGGGCUGCUUUUAGAGAGGCGGGGCAGGUUCCGUUGUAUACAGGAGCUUCUUUUCAUCCCACUAUGAAUAGGUUUUCUCUUUAAAAGACCGGUGACAUUGUCCAGACAUCGAAGGAAAAAGCUUAUAAAUCCUGGUGGCUUCAAAAUAGUCUCUAAUUUAGCUCAACAAAGGUGGAGCAGGGGUUGCAGCAGGAGCAUCCUCUUAAAGGGGAAGUCGGAUCUGGUGGAAGGGUGUGGUCCAGCGUUUUGGAAGGGUGGAAUAGGCCUCGGCUCUUCCAGAGCAGAAUAUCUCUUGUUUAAGGCACGCCCAGCCUUCUGAAAGGCACAUGUAGCUUCUUGGGAUAAUUGUCUCCUAAAACACUUUCAAAGGGAUGGUCAUGUCUAUAAAAGGAAUCUUUAUCACCUGUCCAAAGGAGAUGUCCAGUCUUCGUUUAUUCCGGAUGUUUUUACUGAGCACUCUCUUUGUGCCUGACGUUAUUCUAGGCGCUGGGAUGCAACAGUGAGUAAGCUGUCACUAGCAUCUAGUGGGUAGAGGCCAGGGAUGGUGCUAAACAUCCUAUAGUGCAUGGUACAGCCCCCUGGACACUAGUCCAGCCCCAAAUCUGAACAGUGCUGAGGUUGGGAAACUCUGAUUACAAAGUAGUUUAGAAGGUCAUAAAUGCUAUGGAGAAAAUGUAAGUUAGAGAAAGAGAAUGGGGAGUGUUGGAAGGGGUUGCAGGUUUAAGCAGGCUGGUCAGGGAAUGCCUCCUGCUGGUGACAUUGGAUGUGAGGGAGCAGACUACUAGGCUGGGCCUCUGUAAGUGCCCCAGGUGGAGCAGGCAUGCCCAGCCAGGCUGGGUGCUGAGAGCGCUGUGAGGAUUGGAGCAGCCAGGAGCAGGACAGUGAGGGGGGAGGCCAAGCGGUGUAGCUCUCUUAAGGGGUUGUCUUCUGCUUGGAAAUGGGAGCUGUGAGGCUUUGGCAGGAUUUUUGCUUCAGCCUCUGUGCUGGGAGUAUACUGGGCCAGGGAGGGUGAGGUUGGAAACACGAGGCCUGUUAGGAGGCUAUGGCAGCUGCCAGGAGUGGGGUGUAGAUACCCUGGACACAGGUGGCGACAGGGGACUUGGUGAGAAGUGGCCAGAUUGCAAGUAUGUUCCUGCUGGGCCAGGGGAAGCACUGAUGGAUUUGCUCUGUCACAGAGUGAGAGGCGAGGGGGCCCCAAGGCUUUUGGCCUGAGGAAGAAUAGAGCUAUUUUCGGGGAUGGAGAAAAUUAUGGAUGAAGGAGGGUUGGGGGUGAGGUGGGGGCAAGCAGGAGCCAAAGCCUGGAGUUAGCUUUGGGGCAUGUUAAAUUUGAGGUGUCUAGCUGUCCACAUGGCAUCGUGAGCAGGGGUUUGGAGUUCAAAAAAAAGGUGUCAUAGUGGACUGUAGAGUUCUCCUAUGUAUAGAUGGGGAGGCCUGAGGGAGGCCAGGGCUCCCUGGGCGGAUAGGACUUGGAUGCCCCUAUAGGCACGAGUCAGGGCGAUGGAAAGGACUAGCACCUGAAACUAAGACCGGGGGCAAGUGAGGAGCAUGGUAUCUCGGGAACCAAAGGGACUGGUUGGAGGAGGGAGGGUCCAUUGUGGACUAGGCAGAGGCCAUGGGUUUAGUACCAUGGAGGCCACGAUGUUUGAAAUGGGAAGGAGCAGUUUUGAGUUGUUUUGCUGCGAAAAGGUGGAGAGAAACUAGAGCUUAGCUGGAGGGGCAAAGCUGGACCCUUGGUAGGUGCUUGGUAGGGUGAAAGUGUUUUUGUCAAGAUGGGAGACAGAGCUUGUGGGCACGUUGAUGAGUGUGGUCUGGGUGAGGAGCAUUGCUCAGGGUGGGUCCUCAGGGCCCCUGGGCCUAGAGGCAGGCCAGAAGGAGGGGCAGUGCGGGUUUCGCAGCCCCAGCACCACUGGCAUUGAUUGGGGCUGGAUCACUCUGCUGUGAGGCCUGCCCCAUGCACUGUGGGAUGUUGAGCAGCAUCCUGCCCUCCCCCUACUAGAUGCCAGGAGCAUCUGCCCCUCCAGAUUACAGCCUGAUAGCCAGAACAGUCUCCAGGCAUUGCCAGUGCCCCUUGGAGUGGGGUGCCAUGGGGGGGGGUCCCAAUUGUCCUGUUGAGAAUAACUGGAGUAUGGUUGGGACGUGGGAACUUUCUCUUCUGAUUGCUUCUAUUUUCCCAGUGACAAGAUCAAUGGCAGGGUCACCUGCCAAGAGCAGAAGGGGAAAAGAGGUUUGAGGGGAAAAAAACAUGCAAGUAUCACCUGGGGGUGGUGAAGGGACCAGAGAAAUGCAAAUGAGCAGUGUGGCCAGUAGGGAGGAGUUUGCUAUUGUGGGGCACAAAUGCAAAGGGGACCGGGCUAGCAGUUUUGGGGUGCCCACAGCCCUUGUGCUGGGCAAGGAGAAGUGAAGAUGCAAUGCUAGCGGAGGGCACAGUGGAGUGGAGAUCUGAUGCAGUGAAGGAGUCUUGGUCAAGGGACCAAGGGGAACCAGGCAAGCAGAAUUGGGGGAUAGGGUGGGUGGAGAGGAGGAUGAUCACAGGAUUUCAGUUACAGGGAAGGGUUAAAGCUCCUGCAAUGGGUGUGGAUGUUGAGGCUGGGGAUGGGUGGGUCUUUACAGGGAGAGGAGUCAAGGGUUGGAAGCCAGGGUGCUGGAGAGGUGCCCCCCCCUUCUUGUAGGGCCUAUUUUUAGAUUAGAGCUCUACAGUCCUGCUCAGCCUUUUCAGGCCUUUCUGGCCUCCUGGAGGAGAUGGCUGACCUACUUCCUAAGGCUGGUCACCCACCCAUCCCAAUUUGCUGGGAGUUCAGCACCUGAACUCUUUCAUCUUGGGGCAAAGCUGGACCCUUGGUAGGUGCUAAUCCUGACAGAGGCUCCUACAGCGAAGCGGGCAGGGGAGGCACCCCCGCCUUUAAAGGGGCAGCGUAGUCUGCAGUGCGGGUUUGGGGUUGAGAUGACUCGGUAUGUGUGGGGGGAGGGGGCCGCCCUCCCCUGACCUGGAAUCCCCCCCAGGUGUGAUGGUUGGCUCCCACGCGGACAUGGCGCCGGCCUCCACCGCGGAGGGCUCCGGGGAGAAGCCUGGCCCCGCAGCCCCCGCCCCGGCGGCCCAGUACGAGUGUGGGGAGUGCGGCAAGUCCUUCCGCUGGUCGUCGCGGCUCCUGCACCACCAGCGCACGCACACGGGCGAGCGGCCCUACAAGUGUCCUGACUGCCCCAAGGCCUUCAAGGGCUCCUCGGCCCUGCUCUACCACCAGCGGGGCCAUACCGGUGAGCGGCCCUACCAGUGUCCCGACUGCCCCAAAGCCUUCAAGCGCUCGUCGCUGCUGCAGAUCCACCGCAGCGUGCACACGGGCCUGCGCGCCUUCACCUGUGGCCAAUGCGGCCUAGCCUUCAAGUGGUCAUCCCACUACCAGUACCACUUACGCCAGCACACAGGCGAGCGGCCCUACCCCUGCCCUGACUGCCCUAAAGCUUUCAAGAACUCGUCUAGCCUGCGGCGCCACCGCCAUGUGCACACGGGUGAGCGGCCCUAUACCUGCAGCGUAUGUGGCAAGAGCUUCACCCAGAGCACCAACCUGCGGCAGCACCAGCGCGUGCACACGGGCGAGCGGCCCUUCCGCUGCCCGCUCUGCCCCAAGACCUUCACACACUCCUCCAACCUGCUGCUGCACCAGCGCACCCAUGAUGUCGCCCCUGCUGCCACACCACCGCCGCGGGAGCCCUCCAAGGUCUUGGUCACUGAUGCCUACUUGCAGCCGCACCUGCGCUCCCCCAGCCCUCCAGUGCCCCCAGCGCCAGCGCCUCCCCCCGUGGUGCCUGAGCUCUUCCUGGCGGCAGCUGAGACCACAGUGGAGCUGGUGUAUCGCUGUGACGGUUGCGAGCUGGGCUUUGGCAGCGAGGAGCUGCUGCUAGAGCACCAGCCCUGCCCAGGGCCAGAGGCGGCGCCCACAACCCAGGACAUGGCCCCGGAGACAGAGAAGGCUGCACCGAUUGUCCCAGCCCAGCAGCCCCAGCCCCCUCCUGCCACUGCUGCUCCUGGCUUCGCCUGCGUCCCAUGUGGGAAAUCCUUCCGGACAGUGGCUGGCCUUUCCCGCCACCAGCACAGCCACGGGGCAGCCAGUGGACAGGCAUUUCGCUGUGGCAGCUGUGACGGCGCCUUCCCACAGCUCGCCAGCCUCCUGGCACACCAGCAGUGCCACGUGGAGGAGGCGGCGGCUGGGCGCCCACCCCCGCAGGCUGAGGCUGCUGAGGUCACCUGCCCACAGGAGCCGUUGGUCCCCACCACUCCUGCCCUGCAGCCGCCUGCCCCCAUGUCCACCUCUACUGAGCGGCCCUACAAGUGUGCCGAAUGUGGCAAGGCCUUCAAGGGCUCAUCGGGCUUGCGCUACCAUUUGCGAGACCACACGGGUGAGCGGCCCUACCAGUGUGGCGAAUGUGGCAAGGCCUUCAAGCGCUCAUCGCUGCUGGCCAUCCACCAGCGUGUGCACACGGGCCUGCGGGCCUUCACCUGCGGCCAGUGUGGCCUGACCUUCAAGUGGUCAUCCCAUUAUCAGUACCACCUGCGGCUGCACACUGGCGAGCGGCCCUACGCCUGCGGCGAGUGUGGCAAGGCCUUCCGCAACACGUCGUGCCUGCGGCGCCACCGCCAUGUGCACACAGGCGAGCGGCCGCAUGCCUGUGGCGUCUGCGGCAAGAGCUUUGCGCAGACCUCCAACCUGCGGCAGCAUCAGCGCGUGCACACGGGUGAGCGGCCUUUCCGCUGCCCGCUCUGCCCCAAGACCUUCACGCACUCCUCCAACCUGCUGCUGCACCAGCGCACCCACUCGGCAGAGCGCCCCUUUGCCUGCCCUGUCUGUGGCCGUAGCUUCGUCAUGGCUGCCUACCUACAGCGGCACCUGAGGACGCAUGCCCAGGCCACCCCUGCCGCUGGCCCUGCACCCCCCACCCCUCUGGCUGCAGCCCCAAUGCCACCAGCUACCCAAGAUGUCCAUGUGCUCCCCCACCUCCAGGCCACACUUUCCCUUGAGGUGGCAGGCAGCCCAGCCCAGGCCCCACCCCUGGGUCCGGCAGCCCCCAACUCCCAGACAUUCCUCCUAGUGCAGACGGCCCAGGGCCUCCAGCUCAUUCCCAGCAGUGUGCAGCCUGCUACACCCUCACCGCCCCCUGCCCCUCCCAAGCUCAUUCUGCUGCCCUCCAGUACCAGUGGUGGGGGCGGCCGGGCAAGGCAGGGCCCAAGGGCAGUGGGGAAGGCUGGGCAGGGGGCUGGAGUAGUCUGGCUGCCAGGCCCUGCAGGACUUGGGGUACAGGGAGGGGGCAACGCCGGGGCCAGUGGGGGUGGGCAGAGCCUCAUCCUUUUGCAGAAUGUAGGGGGUGGGGAGGCUGGGCCACAGGAAGUGAGUGGGGUCCAACUCCAGCCCCUUCGGCCAGGCCCGGAAAUGACUGCAGUCCAGCUCCAACCAGCACCGGAAGUGACCACAGUCCAGCUCCAGCCCACACAGGAGGUGACUGCAGUCCAGCUCCAGCCUGUGGCAGGCGAGUUAUCCAAUCCCAGUGGGGGAGCCGUUACCACUGAGGCCCCCAACCUGCUAGUGGUUCAGAGUGGUGCAGCUGAAGAAUUGCUGGCAGGUGCCAGCCCUGGGGAGCCAGGUGACAGUGAGGCUAGCACCGGUGUGGUCCAGGAUGUGCUCUUUGAGACGCUGCAGACAGAUGAGGGGUUGCAGAGUGUCCUGGUGCUGAGUGGGGCUGAUGGAGAGCAGACCCAGCUGUGUGUGCAGGAAGUAGAGACCCUUCCCUCCGGGAUAGCAGAGCCACCUGCCCCCGGGCCACCCGGACAGAAACUGCUUAUCAUCCGCAGUACCCCAGCCACUGAGUUGCUGGAGAACAGUGUUGGGGGUGGCGCAGCCACGUUGCAGCUGCUGGCCCCACCACCACCUGCCUCAGCCUCUGCCCCUGCAAGCCUCCCCACAGCUCCUGCCCCCCAGAUGGUACAAGUAGUCCCUGCAGGAGCCGCGCCAGGGGGCAUGGCCCCUCAGGGCCUGCCCUCCAUCCAGAUUGUCCAGACUCUGCCUGCAGUCCAGCUGGUACAUACAUUUUGAGUAGGAACACUGGUACCUCUUCCUGCCCCCCACACACAGCCGGACUCACUUUCUCGCUGGGCUGGGCUGGGCUGGGCUGGGAGCAGGCGAGCUGCAGGCUGGGCUUGCUAAUAAAGACCAGAAUCUCU
Messenger RNA from Pteropus alecto (black flying fox), 6338 nucleotides. RefSeq names its product zinc finger protein 628 (gene ZNF628). The transcript has a single exon. Gene Ontology annotation, biological process: regulation of transcription by RNA polymerase II. The record is from RefSeq and is a predicted model, not a curated record. The coding region runs from base 3079 to 6210 and encodes 1043 amino acids. NCBI's taxonomy places the organism in Eukaryota, Metazoa, Chordata, Mammalia, Chiroptera, Pteropodidae. Gene Ontology annotation, molecular function: RNA polymerase II cis-regulatory region sequence-specific DNA binding; DNA-binding transcription factor activity, RNA polymerase II-specific.